Messenger RNA from Erythranthe guttata (spotted monkey flower), 1421 nucleotides. RefSeq names its product phosphatidylinositol-glycan biosynthesis class X-like protein. NCBI's taxonomy places the organism in Eukaryota, Viridiplantae, Streptophyta, Magnoliopsida, Lamiales, Phrymaceae. Gene Ontology annotation, cellular component: endoplasmic reticulum membrane. The record is from RefSeq and is a predicted model, not a curated record. Gene Ontology annotation, biological process: GPI anchor biosynthetic process.
UUUUUUUCAGACGCAAGCCAUCUCCACGGCGCCACCGUUCGUCCGCCGCCGACAACCACCGUCGAAAGCCAAUUACCGAGUUAUCCUCAUCGUCCGUCUGCAUUUUUCCAUAAGUGAGUGAAUAGGUUUUUUAAUUUGUGUUAUCGAAGUCGAAUUUGGUGUUUGAAACAAUCGAUUUCCUGAUCCGAAACAUACAAAUCGGUACAAAACAGGCCGAAUUUUGACCUAAUUUGACGAAGAAGAAGACCAAAAAAUGAUGCAGAAACCGGUGCUGAAUUCAUUCGGUACUGGUUUUUUAACCCCAUCCCAAUACCGAUUUUGAAACCUAAUUGUUGUAUAGAAUUUGAGCCCUAAUCCCGCCCAUUCAACUAUCUGGCUAGUUGGGUACAAGUCACUGUUGCGAUAAAGGUGUUAAUUUUGAAGGUUUCUUUAUACGCAAUUGUUUUGUAGGGUGCGCGUAAAUGGAAGUUCAUCGAUUUCAAGCGCAAAUAAGUUCGAUGAUAGGAUUCGUUCUCGUAUUUCUGAUGAACGUCGCAUCUUACGCAGAUGCCUCCAUUUACGCACAGACAGGUUGUACGGAUAAAUACAUUGCAAAAUGUUUUUUCGAGAAACACGAUAAUUUAUUAGGACAAGAGUUUCACGAUUUCGUAGCAAAUGAAAUCCCACUUGGCUUGUCAGAAGUAGUUGUAAAUAAAAACCAUGUUGUACCCACAUUGUCCCAUCUACAUCGCAAUGUUACUGGUGAAGGUUCUCAUCGUCACUUACAUUCUUCGAUCACAUUUGACUUGAAACCGAAACUCAAACCAGAACUCGAUGCACGUUCUUGUGAAGUAAUAGUCGUUGAAAAACUGCCAUCUGGAGUCUUUGCUGACCCUUUCGAGCUCGAUCAUCUUGUCCAGCGUGGCGUUUUUAGCGAUGCAGGUGUCUUCGGUGAUACAAAUUUAGAACUACCUUCUUUCCGCUCUAAUAGAUCAGUUGUGGAAAUACAUAUGAGCAUUGCUUCCAACGUCUUGUCAAUAAAUAAGGAUUAUUUGGAAGUCAACCUUGUGGUUCCGUUGCAUGCACGAUAUCCACCUUUAGGACAUGAAUUUUCGAGGGUUGAAUUCGGGCAACCGGAUAUAUUUAUGUGCUGCAAUCUUGAAGGAGAUGUGCAUAAAAGGAGAUGUGUUUCGAUGCCUGAUAACAAUAUUUUGGACAGGGAAGCUAGUCCUGUUAUGUGGGAAAUACCAUGUGGAAUCAAGAAACAUGCCGAAUUUGUAUCGGCUGUCACUUUUGGCUUCGCUGUUUUGGCUUCUUCAAUUAUUGUAUUGACAUCUAUUUUUUAUUCAGAUAGUCAAGGCUCGGAUAAAUUGAAACGAUCAUAGCAUGUUACUGAACAUAUUCUGAGGUUCGUUAUUGAAGUUUCUCUGUUUAUUCUCUCA